Procambarus clarkii (red swamp crayfish) is the source of this 1740-nucleotide messenger RNA. Lineage: Eukaryota; Metazoa; Arthropoda; Malacostraca; Decapoda; Cambaridae. The record is from RefSeq and is a predicted model, not a curated record.
ACCCCUCACACACCUCACUCCCUCACCCCUCACACACCUCACUCCCUCACCCCUCACCUCCCGAAUCUGGCUAGAAGCAGUGCCUCCCGCAGGACGCUGCGCAGUGCCUCCCGCAGGACGCUGCGCAGUGCCUCCCGCAGGACGCUGCACAGUGCCUCCCGCAGGACGCUGCGCAGUGCCUCCCGCAGGACGCUGCGCAGUGCCUCCCGCAGGACGCUGCACAGUGCCUCCCGCAGGACGCUGCACAGUGCCUCCCGCAGGACGCUGCACAGUGCCUCCCGCAGGACGCUGCGCAGUGCCUCCCGCAGGACGCUGCGCACUGCCUCCCGCAGGACGCUGCACAGUGCCUCCCGCAGGACGCUGCGCAGUGCCUCCCGCAGGACGCUGCGCAGUGCCUCCCGCAGGACGCUGCGCAGUGCCUCCCGCAGGACGCUGCGCAGUGCCUCCCGCAGGACGCUGCGCAGUGCCUCCCGCAGGACGCUGCGCAGUGCCUCCCGCAGGACGCUGCGCAGUGCCUCCCGCAGGACGCUGCACAGUGCCUCCCGCAGGACGCUGCACAGUGCCUCCCGCAGGACGCUGCGCAGUGCCUCCCGCAGGACGCUGCGCAGUGCCUCCCGCAGGACGCUGCGCAGUGCCUCCCGCAGGACGCUGCGCAGUGCCUCCCGCAGGACGCUGCGCAGUGCCUCCCGCAGGACGCUGCGCAGUGCCUCCCGCAGGACGCUGCGCAGUGCCUCCCGCAGGACGCUGCGCAGUGCCUCCCGCAGGACGCUGCACAGUGCCUCCCGCAGGACGCUGCACAGUGCCUCCCGCAGGACGCUGUGCAGUGCCUCCCGCAGGACGCUGCACAGUGCCUCCCGCAGGACGCUGCGCAGUGCCUCCCGCAGGACGCUGCACAGUGCCUCCCGCAGGACGCUGCGCAGUGCCUCCCGCAGGACGCUGCGCAGUGCCUCCCACAGGACGCUGCGCAGUGCCUCCCGCAGGACGCUGCGCAGUGCCUCCCGCAGGACGCUGCGCAGUGCCUCCCGCAGGACGCUGCGCAGUGCCUCCCGCAGGACGCUGCGCAGUGCCUCCCGCAGGACGCUGCGCAGUGCCUCCCGCAGGACGCUGCGCAGUGCCUCCCGCAGGACGCUGCGCAGUGCCUCCCGCAGGACGCUGCGCAGUGCCUCCCGCAGGACGCUGCGCAGUGCCUCCCGCAGGACGCUGCGCAGUGCCUCCCGCAGGACGCUGCGCAGUGCCUCCCGCAGGACGCUGCGCAGUGCCUCCCGCAGGACGCUGCGCAGUGCCUCCCGCAGGACGCUGCGCAGUGCCUCCCGCAGGACGCUGCGCAGUGCCUCCCGCUGGUCGCUGCACAGUGCCUCCCGCUCGACGCUGCGCAGUGCCUCCCGCAGGACGCUGCGCAGUGCCUCCCGCAGGACGCUGCACAGUGCCUCCCGCAGGACGCUGCGCAGUGCCUCCCGCAGGACGCUGCGCAGUGCUUCCCGCAGGACGCUGCGCACCAAACUGCCAGUCAACCAGUCAUUGAUCAGCCAAACUGUCGGUCAACCAGUCAUUGGUCAGCCAAGCUGUCGGUCAACCAGUCAUUGGUCAGCCAAGCUGUCGGUCAACCAGUCAUUGAUCAGCCAAGCUCGACAACACACACCCCCAACACACACCCCCAAACACCACACCCCACAACACACACCCCACAACACAAGUAUCCUGAGACUUACAGAGAAGCCGGCUAUGAAUUACACCAACUGA